AUGUUUGAAGUGAACGUGGCACCCGGUGACCUUGGCUUUAGGUUGCAUCUUGAGCCAUAUUUUGACAUCUCUCCAUGUAACUCAAGCCUUGUGACUGGUCCUUUCGGAGUAGAAGACGAUGCCCUCACGGCACCAUUGCCUUACCACUCUGACUCACGAGUCCAUCCACUGUAUGCCAGACUGUCUUCUCCGAUUAACCACGCUUUCAUUGGUCCCUAUCUUCAGGUCAGGUUGAGAGGAAAAUCUAUGAUAACAGGAUUUGUGACAAAGGGGAGACCCGGAUUGGGACAAUACAUAAAAACAUACAGGGUUCAAUAUAGCAACACUGGUACCGAAUGGAGGGAGGUCAAGGACAUCAACGGGGCCGUCAAAAUAUUUACCGGGAACAUGAACACUAAGAGUCUUUCUGAAUCAAUCCUUCACUUGGCAAUUACUGGUUCGUGGAUCCGCGUAGUCCCGAUGACUUGGAAAAUCGCUGCUGCAUUCCGUGUUGAAAUUCUUGGUUGUCCAAUUUUCCAGCCAGGAACUCGGACAUGUUGGAAGGCAAACAACGUGACAGGAAUCCCAACUUUCGACAUCUUUAGUACAACCAAGACAAAUCUGGGCGAGUGUGGAAAGGAAUGUCACGGACAUGAUGAGUGCCAUGGUUUCACCUUCAACCACGUGUCUGGUCUAUGUCAAGGUCACAGCCAUAGUAACUACCUGAACGUCACAUUACAUCCAAUUAAAGGAGCUGAUGGUAGUAGCUCUUCACUUCUGUUUGGGAAACAGGAGGCGUGCCCGUAAUCUAGAGAAGUGUCCAAGUGACAGGGACGUGAACAAUAACGUUAUGUUUUACUUUUCUCUUGAUUUUCUGCUCAUUGACCUGUUUUUAAUUAUCUAUAAGAAUGUAGUAUUUGAAAGUCCAGCUGCAUCAAACCGUGCAUCAUAGGAGAUGACUGACCUGGGGUCCCAGAGGGAUCAUUAUACACUGUAAAUCGUAAAAGAUAACUGAACGUGGGGUCCCUGUGGGAUCUAUUCACACUGAAAACCAUAAGAGAUGACUGACCCUAGGGUCUCUGUGUUGUAAUUCAUAAGAGAUGAUAGACCGUGGGAUCUCUGUGGGAUCAGUACACACUGUAAAUCGUAAGAGAUGACUGACCGUGGGGUCUCUGUGGGAUCAAUACACACUGUAAAUCGUAAGAGAUAACUUACCGUGGGGUCUCAGUGGAAUACGUAUAUACUGUAAAUAGUAAGAGAUGACUGACCGUUGGGUCUCUGUUGGAUAAGUAUUCACUGUAAAUCGUAGGAGAUGACAACGCUGGGUAUAUGCAGGGUUGGCUUGAUUAAUUUGGAAUUCUCCAAAACUUGUGUGCAGAGGUAGCAUCAUUUAGCAUUUUGGUCGUGUUCUAUACAGAGGUAUUUUCCUUUAUGCUGUUACUCAUAAAGUUCAGAUCCGUACAUUUUAAAUGUAAUAUUGAAAUAAUUAGAAAGAUCUUUCCAUACCUGUUUCCCACAAAAUUCGUGCUUCGUGGCAGCUUAUUAAUAAAUCUGCGUCAAUAGCAUGACGGUAAUUGAUAUUUGUUGUAAUAGCUUGGAAAGGGCUUAGUUUGAUGUACGAUCCUUUUGAAAUAUUGAAAGUCAUUAACAUUUUGUUGAAAUUGAAAUCAAAAUUGGAAAGACUUGGGUUCUUAUAUUAAAUCAAAAGGUAUGACAUGUCAAAGCUUUAGAAAAACUGUAUUGUCUUAUUUAUUGUAAAUAUUUACUUAACCAUUUAAUAUAGACUUAUUGAUAUAAAUCGUACUAGUUCUUUGAUUAUAUACAUGUAUUACCUACAUUGUUAAAUAGUAUUUAGGAUAUGUAUAUGUUUAUUUCACUGUGUCUAUAGUAUACAGUACGAUUUGUACGCUACACUGUGUUAUAGAUGCUACUUGUACCUUCUCUGGUUGUUUGUAAAUAUGUGUUUAUUUUAAUUGGAAAAUAAGGAACUUUAUUUACAUCACGAUGCUCCCAUGUUGAUAAGUAACAAACAUCUAUAAAUCUGUUCACAUAUGCCAGUGGUUCAAGGGCGGAAACCCUGACAGAAAUGUAAAAACCUUGCAACUUUAUUUGUGAAAAAAGUUUUUUUCUGGAAUCAUUUUGAAGAGAGAUGUGUUAUAAUAUUUUGUUUACAAGUUGUUGUUGGCUUUAUUGCCAAUACCAGGUAAGAAUGUGACAGCUAAAUACUUUGGAUCUUAUGUGAUUGAGACAAAGGUCGAUGAUUUAAAUCAUAUUGCUCAAACCCAAGGUAGGCACAAGAAAACUCAAAUGUGUUAUAUCAAUGUGCUCAAAAAGUAUGUAGAUAAAGUAGAGGGCAAAACCCUCAACUUCUGGCUACUUAGGCCUCUGUACCAUCGCAAUGUGAAGGUGCAGCUGGUAUUAGUCAAGAAGUGUGUUAGGGAAUUCUAGACAAGAGAUGGUCGGGGAAUGUAUCUGAAAUAUUUGACAGUAUGAUAUGGAUACCAUGAGAGACAAAUAUAUAUUCAGCAUUGGUUUACACUUGUCAUGGCGAGCUUUUUUGUAGGAUUAUUAAUUGCCUGGAAGUGAGAACUAUGGGAUUUAUAAACAUUCUCAAUUCUGUAGAAACGGAUAGUAAAGGAUCACCCAAUGACAUCUGUUUUAAGAUAAGCAAUUAACAGUGUUGAUGUUAUACACCAUCUUGUACACCAUUUAAUAGUAAUUGUGAAUUAUCUCUGUAACGUGUUGAUUUUUGUAUAUAUCAUUAAAUUGUGGUUUAAACUUA
This is a messenger RNA of Pecten maximus, 2761 nucleotides long. Its product is annotated as lactadherin-like. NCBI's taxonomy places the organism in Eukaryota, Metazoa, Mollusca, Bivalvia, Pectinida, Pectinidae. The transcript has 5 exons. Bases 1 to 786 code for a protein of 261 amino acids. The record is from RefSeq and is a predicted model, not a curated record.